This is a messenger RNA of Pantherophis guttatus, 3560 nucleotides long. It is a transcript of the gene SGMS2, whose product is annotated as sphingomyelin synthase 2. Gene Ontology annotation, cellular component: endoplasmic reticulum membrane; Golgi membrane; plasma membrane. The record is from RefSeq and is a predicted model, not a curated record. Gene Ontology annotation, molecular function: sphingomyelin synthase activity; ceramide cholinephosphotransferase activity. Lineage: Eukaryota; Metazoa; Chordata; Lepidosauria; Squamata; Colubridae. Gene Ontology annotation, biological process: sphingomyelin biosynthetic process; ceramide biosynthetic process.
UUGGAAAUGGAGUGGGCGUGUGUUUGAAUGUAAGAGAAUGAAUGAUGUCAGGAAAAGGCUGUGGUAGACAGGGGAGGUGGGGACAAGCAAAGAGCAUGAAGCUGGCUGAAAACGGAACAGCGGUUUCGGGAACAGAAAGGGUUUGUUCGCCUGUAGUCUCUUGUCUUUCUCUCCUCCUUCCAGGAGCCGCUCUCAGGCCGUGGAAAGCUCUCCAGCUGUUGCACGGCCGGCCUAACGGUCCAGACGGCAUUCCCCGGAGGCGGGGAGGGAAAGGUGUGCCGACUAGAAGUGACGGGGUGGAUGAAAACUGGGAGCGGAAGACCGGGUGGGCAAACUUUCUUCUAGCUGUUUCUCCUUGCGGCUAUUAGCCCAGAGAUAGGAGUGUCCCUGUUUGUAGCCAGAAGGAACGGCAAGUACUUUAGAGCCUGGAAGCUCUAAAAAGAACUAGUUCAUGCUGGGUUGCUGGAAGGCUUUGAGUUCCUGCUCUGAGGCUAUUGCCUUCGUUUAAAAAAGAAAAGAAAAGAAAAGAGGUGCUAAAAGAUUUACGAAAUAAAAUAACUGUCAUGGAGCAGAAUAUUACCAGCAGCAUCUUUUGAAAUUAACAUCCAGGUAGCAUGUUGAUGAUCCUUAAAAGAAAAAUCUACCGAAGAACCAAAGCUGUAGCUCAAAGUGGGACCUACAGUUUCUGUAUGCUUUGUUAAAAGAAUAAAAGUGGGCGAAAGUGAAUGAGGAAGACUUUAAAAAAAGAAGUGGAAGAUAUUUUUGGAAAUUAACCUAGAAUCCAUUAAUCACACAUAUUAAACCUGAUGGAUACCAUAGAGACAGCAAAACUUGAAGAACAUAUGGAAGGCCAGACCAAUGAAACUUCCAAUGGUUAUGUGCGACCUGCUCUGACUGUUAGCGAGGAAAACAAGAAUGGCAGCAACAAACCAAAGAGUUUAUCCAAUGGUUUGCGAAAAGGUGCUAAAAAUUAUCCAGAAUACAUACAAAUUUCCAUGCCCACUGAAUCUAGAAACAAGUUUCCUUUGGAAUGGUGGAAAACGGGCAUUGCCUUUGUAUAUGCUGUCUUCAAUUUAGUUUUAACAACUGUCAUGAUCACAGUGGUACAUGAGAGGGUACCUCCCAAGGAGCUCAGUCCUCCGUUGCCAGAUAAAUUUUUUGAUUAUAUUGAUCGCGUGGAAUGGGCUUUUUCUGUAUCAGAAAUAAAUGGAAUUAUCCUUGUUGGAAUAUGGAUAAUCCAAUGGCUGUUUCUUAAAUACAAAUCAAUAGUAGGACGAAGGUUCUUUUUUAUAUUGGGAACUUUGUACCUCUAUCGGUGCAUUACCAUGUAUGUCACCACUUUACCUGUACCUGGAAUGCAUUUUCAGUGUGCUCCAAAGCUAAAUGGUGAUUCUCAAGCUAAAGUUCAGCGAAUUCUGCAACUAAUUUCUGGAGGUGGCCUGUCUAUAACAGGCUCACAUAUCUUAUGUGGAGAUUUUCUAUUCAGUGGACACACUGUAAUCUUAACACUCACUUACCUAUUUAUUAAAGAAUAUUCACCUCGUCACUUUUGGUGGUAUCACUUGAUUUGCUGGUGUAUGAGUGUUGCUGGAAUAAUCUGUAUCCUGGUAGGACAUGAGCAUUACACUGUAGAUGUUGUCAUUGCUUAUUUCAUCACAACUAGACUCUUCUGGUGGUAUCACGCAAUGGCUAACGAAAAGAACUUGAAAAUAUCAUCACAGACUAACUUUCUGUCUCGAGCAUGGUGGUAUCCAAUAUUCAAUUUCUUUGAGAAGAAUGUACAAGGCUCAGUUCCUUGCAGUUUCUCAUGGCCAAUAACAUGGCCUCCUGGUUGUUUCAAGUCUUCCUGCAAAAAAUAUUCCCGUGUGCAGAAAACGGGAGAGGACAAUGAAAAAUCCACCUGAAGAAGAUGAAGGCAAAAACAUGCAUAUUAUUUUUCCUUUUUACCAAAACACUUAUGCUAUAACCAAAGCUCUCAAGAUGACUAGAUUGUUUAUUGAAGAAGUGGAGCAGACUCUGUGCAAUUGAUCUGAGAAAAGACUUUUGUAGCCAUUAGAAAAUAAUAGCUAUCCCUUGGUAUUUUUUUAUAGUCAUAUUGUACAGUUUCAUCCCACUCUUCAGUAUUAGUAGACAUUGGCAUUCGAUGACACUCCAGUGCCAAUAUAAGACUUCCUGAGGAAAAGAGCCAGGAUGUUGGCUUCUUAAUGAGAUUAAGAGGUGCCAAAGUACACAUCACACCAUCUGUUGUUAAAUAUCAUUCACCCACAGAAGCUCUGAAACAAAAUAUCAGCUUCAGAUUUCUGCAGUUUGAUGAGCAAAAAAAAAAUUUUUUUUUAAGGUAAAAGGCACAAUACUGGUCUCUCAAGCUGAGAGUGACAGAAAUUGGCAGGCAGAGGUGUUAAAUCCGACUGGUGCAUAUAUAAGGCCUGUUACAUAUAACUGGUAAAACCAGAAGAGAACGUGAUCUUUUAUAUUCUUUUAUGGGAAUGAAUUAUAUUAUGACCCCAUAAUGCCACCACUGUAUCUACUGGUACAUGCUAUCCUCUGUUAACUUUUUUUUUUAUGUGGUAAUUUUAUAUAUGAAAAUAAAACCUAUUUUACCUGAUGAUACUGUAAGCUAGAAAUAAUGUCUACUAAUGUCAUCAAUGUCCUAAAAGAGAAGAGGUAAAUUAAUUCAUUGUUAAAAUAACAUACAUAUGUCAAAAGGAUUAUUUAUUUUCUACUGGUCAAUUAGUUUGCAUGAUUUUGCGGCAGAUGUACUGGAUGCAUUUUUUGAACAUUAACAUUCACAGUUAAUGCUCAGUAGAUGAAUUAUAUGGAGAGUCUGCAAUCAUAGCAAAUAUUGACCAUCCUUCAGACAAAAAUUGAAAAGAUAGUAUAUCACUUAAUAAAGAUAGUGGUCUAAUAACAAUUUUCAGCAUUCAAAAGGCAUCUCAUAAUUUUGAAGGGGUUGUAUCCAGUCUAUAUCCAUCUGUGGACAAGAGCGCCUUUGAAGUUCCUAUUAUCAGAAAAGGAAAAUAAAUGAUUUUGGUGCUUCCCUUCUGCCUUUUUUGCCUUUUCCCCAGAUUUAACCUAGUUCAUUAAGUUCCCCUUCAAAACAGCUUGGGAGUGAUACAGAAGCCUUCAGGGAAAAGGGGAAAACAAUAAUUAUCAUUCUGCUAAUGAAAGCCUCUCCUGGAUUAAAAAUGCCUUCUGCGCAAAGUAGCAGUAGAAUUGUCAAUAUUCUGUUGUGAUGGUUACUGAAAUACAUAUGCAUAUCACCAUACAAUACAGUGCAUUAAAAAUAACAAAUUGAAAUAAGCAUUUGAGAUCAAGAACAACAGCAAUUCAUACUUCCUGGCUUUAGUGUCAUCUAAAUUGGUGUCUUGAAAAUAUUUUUUCAAUGUUUUUUUAAAUUGCAUUCACUAAAACAUUGAGGUAGAUAUGAUGCAUUUACUGAUGAAUAUCAUUUUUGCUUUCCUUUGGCAUUUGAGUUGUUAUGCUAAAGUUUUUCCACUGAAUAUUUUGUUUCACUAUUACCUAACACUAUUUAUUAUUAAAUGGUCACAUGGCCAAUCUGA